CACGGCUCCGCCUCCCCUCCCCUCUCCAAACCCAAAACCCUAGGACCUUUUCCAUUCCGCUGCCUCGCGGAGCCUGGCCACCAUGAGCGCCCCCAUGGAGAUCUCCUUCGACCCCCACCCUUCUCAUCCCGCCCUGCCCGCCUUCCCCUCCAGCCCACCCCUGGAGCCUGCAGCCGCCGCCACCCCUCCCGCGGCCCCGUCCUCGUCGCAGCCGACGGCGGAGGCCGUAGCUGCGCCCACCCCGCCAGACGACAAGGUCCUCGUGUCAGUUGAGGUGCUGCUGCACGCCUCGAGUACGGCUCGCGCCGAGGACGUCCGAGCAGCGGUGGAGAGGAUGUUAGAAUCUCGAAGUUUAAGCUAUGUUGAUGGUCCUGUCCAGAUACCUCCUGACAAUUCAUUUCUUGUCGAACAUGUUAAAAGGAUCCAAAUAUGUGACACUGAUGAGCUGAUUGAGAACCACAAAAUCCUGUUGUUUUGGCAAGUCAAACCUGACGUUCAUGUGUUCCGGUUGAAUGAAGAUGGUCCAGGUGAAGAACCAAGUGAAGAUGACACUCUCUCUAGCUUCGAUGAGUGGGCUCUACCUGCCAAAGAAUUUGAUGGAUUAUGGGAAAGCUUACUAUAUGAGGUGGGUCUCAAGCAGAGGUUGCUGAGAUACGCUGCUAGUGCUUUGCUAUUUACUGAAAGAGGUGUAGACCCAUGCCUUGUUUCAUGGAACAGGAUUGUACUUUUGCAUGGUCCACCUGGAACAGGAAAGACUUCAUUGUGUAAAGCACUAGCUCAGAAGCUUUCUAUUCGUUUCAAUUCAAGGUAUUCUAUGUGCCAACUAAUUGAAGUCAAUGCCCAUUCAUUGUUCAGCAAGUGGUUUUCUGAAAGUGGGAAACUGGUAGCCAAACUUUUCCAGAAGAUUCAGGAGAUGGUGGAGGAAGAAAGCAACCUGGUAUUUGUAUUGAUCGAUGAAGUUGAAAGCCUUGCUGCUGCCAGGCAGGCUGCCAUAUCUGGCUCUGAGCCUUCAGACUCCAUUAGGGUGGUAAAUGCCUUGCUAACGCAAAUGGACAAACUGAAGGCUUGGCCAAAUGUUAUCAUUUUGACAACAUCAAAUAUCACUACAGCUAUCGAUAUUGCAUUUGUUGACAGGGCAGAUAUCAAGGCAUACGUCGGCCCCCCUACUCUUCAAGCACGCUAUGAGAUUUUGAGGUCGUGCAUAGAUGAACUCUUCCGAGUAGGAAUUCUUAAAUAUCCUCAGGGUGGUGAUUUGCCUUGUAUUCUGAGUUAUUCAACCCUGAAGGAGAAGUUGCACUGUCCUGAGGCUACAGAACCCCAUACACUUCAUCUCUCCAAACUACUGCAUGAAGGUGCAGAACUGUGUGACGGAUUGAGCGGAAGAUCAUUGAGAAAACUCCCUUUCCUGGCCCACGCUUCCGUUCCCAACCCUUCAUGCUGUGAUGCUACUUCUUUCAUGCACACGCUGAUACAGACCGCGCGGAGGGAGCUCUUGGAAUCACGCGGCUGAUUCCUCGUGGAUUGCUUGGAAGAGCAAGGGGCUAACAGUUCGAUACAAGUACCAUGUUGCCGAUAUGAUGCAUAGUUUGAGCUCGAAGACUGGUGUUCUGAGAUAAAAGCAAAUCCAUUCCAUCUCUGAGAUAUAGGUGCCGUUGCUGUUGCAUUACUGUUGGUUCGCUUCUAAAUUGUUACGGUAGGAUGCACCUCACCUUGAGGGCAGCUGUGACUUUUUUUGCGGUGAAGUUAAUGCAAUACAUUGGUCACUUGAUCAGAUCCUUUUCUGGUAAUUGGAACUUGAAA
This is a messenger RNA of Hordeum vulgare subsp. vulgare (domesticated barley), 1800 nucleotides long. Its product is annotated as pachytene checkpoint protein 2 homolog. Gene Ontology annotation, biological process: reciprocal meiotic recombination; meiotic recombination checkpoint signaling. Gene Ontology annotation, molecular function: ATP hydrolysis activity; ATP binding. The record is from RefSeq and is a predicted model, not a curated record. Lineage: Eukaryota; Viridiplantae; Streptophyta; Magnoliopsida; Poales; Poaceae. The transcript is spliced from 14 exons. Bases 83 to 1510 code for a protein of 475 amino acids. Gene Ontology annotation, cellular component: chromosome; nucleus.